Molecule: messenger RNA, 1022 nt
Organism: Melospiza georgiana
Lineage: Eukaryota; Metazoa; Chordata; Aves; Passeriformes; Passerellidae
Gene: SNX10
Product: sorting nexin 10
Exons: 7
Coding region: 58-663 (201 amino acids)
Biological process (GO): intracellular protein transport
Molecular function (GO): phosphatidylinositol binding
Source: RefSeq, a predicted model, not a curated record
CGGCGGCGGCGGGUGAGCCGUGCGGGGUUGAUUUUUUUUUACUACAAACCAGUGAAGAUGACGCCAAAACAUGAAAAACAGGAAUUUGUAACUGUCUUGGUGCGAGACCCCAGGAUACAGAAAGAAGAUUCAUGGCAUUCUUACAUAGACUAUGAGAUAUUUAUUCACACAAACAGUAUAUGCUUUACAAGGAAAACAUCCUGUGUUAGACGACGCUAUCGAGAAUUCGUUUGGCUCCGGCAGAGGCUUCAGAGCAAUGCAGUGCUUAUACAGCUACCUGAACUGCCGUCCAGAACUCCCUUUUUCAACAUGAACAAUCCUAAUCACGUGGACCAUCGCCGUCAGGGUCUACAAGAAUUCCUGGAAAAGAUCCUACAAGAUGCAUUACUGCUCUCAGAUAGUAGGCUGCACCUCUUCCUACAGACUCAGCUAAGCCCAGAGGACAUGGAGGCCUGUGUGUCUGGGCAGACCAAAUUCUCUGUUGCUGAUGCCAUUCUCAGUUUCGCCUCUCUGAACAGACGUUUUCCUAUAGAAGACGAAGAGGAAAAAAAAGGAAAAAACGAUGCAGACUCUGAUUCAGAGAGUUCAUCCUCCGGGCUCGGACCUAGUGAUGACAGCAUUUCAUGUGGAUGUAAAGCAAGCCCAGCUUCUGAAGAAUCAUGAAAAAUCAUUCCUGUAUUGCUACCUUAAGGACAGCACAGAGCAGUUUCUGCUUUGUUUACUGGUCAUGUGUAUGCCACACAAGCAGGGCUGUCUGGUAACAUGAAUCUAGAAGACCCGUUGUUAAUGCAACCAUAUGUCCUUACAAAAUAUUCAAAACAGACCUGUCUUUUUGGUGAUUUUUUAAAAAAUGUAUCUUGGUGAAGGUCUACAUGCUACCUAUUUAUGUUUUUGUGACUUUUACAAUCUCGGUAUUGGGUAAGUCAUGCUCUUUUGACAUACGUGGCAGUUAAAAUAAUUUCUUCAGUGAGUUCGUGUCUCAGAUUUAAAAAAUAAAGAUAACUUAAUUCCUCAUCUUAAAA